Messenger RNA from Fonsecaea multimorphosa CBS 102226, 336 nucleotides. RefSeq lists its product as uncharacterized. The transcript has a single exon. The record is from RefSeq and is a predicted model, not a curated record. NCBI's taxonomy places the organism in Eukaryota, Fungi, Ascomycota, Eurotiomycetes, Chaetothyriales, Herpotrichiellaceae. The coding region runs from base 1 to 336 and encodes 111 amino acids.
AUGGCCAAAACAUACCUCGUUCUGCACGUCCAGCAACCGUCACGGGUACGACCACCAGUCGAGUUGCAACCAGGAAUUGAAGUCAUGGUCAAUGUGUCAAAUUCCCGCCUGCGGUGUCAUACCAACAUCACGGCCGGCCGGAGAGUGGGAGGAAUCUUGGGGCUUCGCCGGUGGUCGGCUACCAUCAAUGUGACCACGCAGGAGCUUCUGCCCUGUGACACGCUGUUAGUACGCAAUGGUAAACUUGGAAAUGGAGGAACUUACCUCGAAUUCACUAUGAUGAAUCUCAACCCGUUAAAACACGCUAUCUACGUCCUUAAUCUCUCAAGCCCUUGA